AAAAAAAAAAUUGGAGACCUCUACAAAUAAUCUGUUGUAAUCUUCAGUUUCCCUCGAACUACUUAAAUUAAAAUGUGUAGUACCUACCUACAGUGCUUCCAUUGAUAAAAACGUUAAAAUUAUUUGUAUGUGUGUUUUAUUUAUAUGAAAUCAAACACACCCAACAACUCUCCAUAUCUCACUUAAUAACAUAAAAAACUUCCAACCUUAAAAAUUUUUCAAAAUACUCAAAAAUAUUUCCUCAAUCCUCACAACCAUCCCUGAUGUCAUUUAUUUAUGUUUGACCUUGACAAAAUAAAAAUAUAAUUUAUAAAAAAAAAUAACCACUACACUCUUUUGUGUGUAAAAAAGAAACAACCCUACAUUUAGACAAGAACAAACCUACAAUUUCUUUUUCUAUCUGUCAAAAUUUAACGCAGUCGCUAUUUUUCCUUCUCCCUGAAUGGACGUCAUUCUUUCUUUCAAACCAAUUUUUACCAAAAAAUCACAUCAAAUAUACAUAAAAUAUUCAAUUCAAAGCAAUAAUUAGCUACUUCAAAGUGCUAGCAAUAUAUUUUUCAAGUUCAUCAAUAAAAAUCAAACGAAUUAAAAGACGAAAAUAACAAAAAGAAAAUCGUGAAAAAAAAUAAACCAUCAUUGUAUUGUGUGCUGAUAUGUCAAGCAGAGAACACAUGGUUUAAAUUUGUCAUACAAAACAAGACACACACACAUAUGUUUGCAUUUUACAAACUUGAAUGUAAACAAACUUUGCAAAACCAAAUAAAAAAAAUAAACAAAAAUUAUGGAUUCAAUACGCGAAACCACUCCAUCGUCAUCGUCUGCCUCCGCCUCAACCAAUCCUCCCGAAGGCACACGUCAAAAUAGCCUCCAACGUAUACAACAGAGAAAAUUGAAAGUAUUCAAUCUCCCUCUGUCACAACAAUUGGCCAAACUGUCAAUGUACUCUGCCUGUCAGGCAGACGAAUGUCGAUGCACAGGCUGGAAGACACCCCAAGAGAAUCGUCAUCGUGAUGACGAGAGUACUUAUGCUCCCGAAUUCACUGAAAUCUGUCGCAAUCCAGCCUGUAUGCAUCCUCUACAAAAUCACAUAUCCCAUUUAACUGGGAUUUCAUCUCAGCAGAUGAAUGAGCUUCUUGGAGCCAUUAUUGACAUGGAGAAUCUUUUUAUGAGUAUGCAAAGAGUUGAUGAUGAAGAUACUAAAAAGGUUUACAUGUAUCUAUUUCGACUUCUUCGACAAUGUGUAAUAAGUCGACAGCAUCCGGUGAUUCGGGGUCCAUUAGGUGAUCCACCAUUUGAAUCCCCUUGUAUCGCCAAAUCUAUUUCUAGCUUUGUCUUUUACAAAUACAAUCAUUUGAGUCAAUCGGAACUCAGUACAAUGACAGAGGUUGCCACGACAUUUUUGAAUUUCCUCAAUCAUUAUAACUUUGAACCUCCUUCGGUGAGAAGGGGCGAUAUAACGCACGAGGAUGCGUCAAGUUAUAAAAUCAAUUACACUCGAUGGUUGGUGUUUUGUCAUGUACCAGCAUUUUGUAAUUCUCUGAGACAUUUUGAGACUUCUUUGGUCUUUGGGAGGAAUCUCCUUAAAACUGUGUUUCAAGGAAUGUCACAGCAAUUAAAGAAAAAAUGUAUUUCAGAAAGGGAACGAUUCCCGGCUGACAAAAGAGCUAUAAUCACUCAAAUGCCAAAAUUUAUUGAAGCUCUUAAAGCAGAAAUACUUCGAGAUGAUUCACCAAUAUGGGAUCAAUCAUAUCGUCCUCCGAAUACGUUUCUUUCACAGCAACGAAAACGCCAACAAGAAGCACCAGCUUCGAAUUCGAAACGAUCGGCAGAGUCGUCUUCAAAUAAACGAGUUAAGAAAGAACAAGAUAGACUGUCCAGUGAUACUGAUGAUGUCACUGAUGAGACAGUUAUUCGUGCAAUAAAAGCUAGUGCUGAAUCGAAAGCUUCAUCGAAAACUGAGGUUUUAUUUCCCAUAAAUGUAUCUCGUGAUGAGACAGUAAAAGCAGAAGAAUCUAAAGGCGAAAUUCAAUUUCAUGUGAUUGGAAAUUCACUCAGUUCACCGGUAAAUAAGCAAACUAUGCUUUGGUUAUUGGGAGUGCAAAGUGUAUUUGCUCGUCAAUUGCCUGAAAUGCCUCGAAAAUAUAUUAGUCAGCUCCUUUUCGAUACGAAGCAUAAGACUUUGGUUUUGAUUAAAGAAAAUCAACCAAUUGGUGGUAUUUGUUUUCGGCCAUUUCCCUCGCAGGGAUUUACAGAAAUUGUAUUUGUUGCGGUAGUAAUGAAUCUUCAAAUGACAGGCUAUGGAACGCAUCUAAUGAAUCAUUUGAAAGAUUAUAGCAUUCAAAGAGGAUUGAGGCAUUUCCUAACCUAUGCCGAUGAGCAAGCAAUUGGUUAUUUUAAAAAGCAAGGAUUCUCCAAAGAUAUCAAAUUGGCACGACCAGUUUAUUCGGGAUUUGUAAAAGAAUACGAUAAAGCAACAAUGAUGCAUUGUGAACUCCAUCCAAGCAUUGUUUAUACUCAAUUUAUUUCAGUAAUUCAAAAGCAGAGGGAAAUUUUAAAAGAACUCAUUGCUCAACGUCAUAAUGAAGUGCAAAAAGCUCGGCCAGGAUUAACUUGUUUCCAUGAGGGUGUUCGAUCAAUACCGGUCGAGUCGAUUCCGGGUUUGCGUGAGAUUGGAUGGAAGCCUCAGAUGAGAACACAACGAUCAUCGCGUCCAUCCGAAGAACACAUUGAUCCGGAUAAGUUGGCGGGAUCAUUUGCGAAUGUUUUGCAGGCAACACGAACACAUGUUGCUGCAUGGCCAUUUUUGGUGCCAGUUAAUGCUGCUGAUGUGCCUGAUUACUAUCAUCACAUAAAAUACCCAAUGGAUUUGAAGACGAUGGGUGAGAGAUUAAAGAAGGGCUAUUAUGUGACGAAGCGUUUAUUUAUGGCAGAUAUGGCAAGGAUAUUUUCGAAUUGUAGAUUCUAUAAUCAACCAGAUACAGAGUAUUAUCGGUGUGCUAAUUUGUUGGAGCGAUAUUUUCAUACCAAAAUGAGGGAUCUUGGAUUGUGGGAUAAGUAGUAGUCUUUCAUUAUGAAGUAAAUAGAAAAUUGUUAUAAAAAAAAUGUUAUUUAAUAAAAAUCACAAAACCCAGACUGAAAUUAAAUCAUCAUCAUUAUAAA
Episyrphus balteatus (marmalade hoverfly) is the source of this 3159-nucleotide messenger RNA. Its product is annotated as histone acetyltransferase KAT2A-like. Gene Ontology annotation, biological process: chromatin remodeling; positive regulation of transcription by RNA polymerase II. Gene Ontology annotation, cellular component: histone acetyltransferase complex; nucleus. The record is from RefSeq and is a predicted model, not a curated record. Gene Ontology annotation, molecular function: protein binding; histone H3 acetyltransferase activity. The transcript has 2 exons. NCBI's taxonomy places the organism in Eukaryota, Metazoa, Arthropoda, Insecta, Diptera, Syrphidae. The coding region runs from base 782 to 3058 and encodes 758 amino acids.